AAGGAGUUCUUUGUAUCGAUGGAUUAUAUAAUUUUUAAUUUCUUACCUGAGAUAAUCGUAUUCUCAUACGACGAACACCAACGUCCCAAUAUUGAUUCUGAGAAAGUAAAUAAGAAGCGACCACAGUCGGAUUUACAGCAGCAAGGGAAUGUAUCCAAAAAUACUGUAGAGGAUGUGGAACUCAACCAACAUGACACACAAAUUGACAGUGAUGACAGAACUCCAAGCUUUCUGCAGGUCAUGAAGCAAUUGAGCUUUAUUGAUAAGGUUAUCCCUUUUUUGGUGCUCAUUUCUAUGAUAAUUGGUGUUGUUAUUGGUGUAUUCGCUAAAGAUGGGGUAGACAAGACGCUCAAUAAUCUAGAAUGGCAUGGUACACCAAUACCACUGCUUAUUGGUCUACUGAUUAUGAUAUUCCCUCCUUUAGCUGCCGUGGAAUGGGAGCUUUUUCCUUCGCUUUUCAAAUCGGCAUCAUUAUGGCUACAAUUAGCAGUAUCUUUUCUUAUAAACUGGACCAUAAGCCCAUUUGUUAUGCUCGCGCUUGCCUGGAUUACCCUACCAGACGGCAGAAUGGAGAGGUAUCGGAGGGGCGUUGCAUUGGUAGGAGUUGCUCGAUGUAUCGCAAUGGUUAUGAUCUGGAACACGAUAGCUCGCGGUAACAAUAAUCUUUGCGCUAUGAACGUCAUCAUCAAUUCGAUUCUUCAGAUUAUCUUAUUCUCACCCUAUGCCUUGCUAUUCGUUAAUAUUCUAGCAAGUGCAUCUUCAAGUUCUCCCAACUUGGAAAUAAAUUACCAACAAGUAGCUACCAUAGUAGCUAUCUACCUGUGUCUACCCUUAGCAGCUGGCUUGUUAACCCGCUUAAUUGUUAAGCUGACUAUGACGAGCAGCGGCGAGAAUAGAUUCUUCAAUUGGAUAAAUCAUUUAGCCACUAUAGGUUUACUCUAUACGAUUAUUGUAGUCUUCGCCAACCAAGGGAAGGAGGUCAUAGAUAAUAUCGGGAAGGUGUUUCGGACAAUGGUACCUUUGGCUUUCUAUUUCAUUAUUAUGUGGUCUGUCAGUUUCGCUAGUUUUUACAGUUUGCAUAAGCGCCGUUCCCAACAGCAUAAAUGGAUUGCCAAGUUGUCAACAGGUGGAUAUGAGCAAAUCGUUGCUCAAUCUUUCACGGCAUCAUCAAACAAUUUCGAGCUUGCGAUAGCAGUCUCAACUGCAGUUUUUGGUGCGGAUGCCCCAGAAACAUUAGCUGCUACUUUGGGUACAUUGACAGAAGUGCCAAUCUUACUUCUUUUGAGUUAUGUGGCUUUGUAUUUAAGAAGAAGACUCCGGUGGUAGGAGAUGUCGGGUAUUUUCGAAUAAAAUUGGAAAAUCAUCCGUAACAGACUAUCUGAUUUAUGUCAAACAGCGCAUUUCAAGCUUUUUUUUUUCAUCGAGACCAAGGGGUAGUUUACGCACAUACGCACAUUUACGAAACACGGCUAUCACAAAGAUCUCUAGCUAUUGUUGCAUGUUAAUUUGAAGACGUGAAAACUUUGCAUGAUCUGCAUCGGAAUGAACGCUACUUGAGAUUGGAAUGCACACUAAAAUCAAGACUUACAAAGGGAGAUUGUCCCUUGGUUUAGAGCUCCGCCAUUCUUAAUGAAAUUCUCACUCGCACUUAUCGCACUCGUUGCUGUUGUUUCUGCAGUCCCAGUUAAACGCUCGGACGGUGGCUCUGGUGAAUGGGCAAAUGGUGCUACCUCCAACACUGCUGCUACAUCUGGUUCAUCAAAGGGCUCAGAUGGCGAUCUCCUCAAGCGUGGCAUUGACUUGAAGCGUGGUGAGCACGACGGUGAC
Molecule: messenger RNA, 1827 nt
Organism: Wallemia mellicola CBS 633.66
Lineage: Eukaryota; Fungi; Basidiomycota; Wallemiomycetes; Wallemiales; Wallemiaceae
Product: SBF-domain-containing protein
Exons: 2
Coding region: 19-1326 (435 amino acids)
Biological process (GO): arsenite transport; antimonite transmembrane transport
Cellular component (GO): plasma membrane
Molecular function (GO): arsenite transmembrane transporter activity; antimonite transmembrane transporter activity; antiporter activity
Source: RefSeq, a predicted model, not a curated record